Messenger RNA from Aplysia californica (California sea hare), 950 nucleotides. RefSeq names its product NADH dehydrogenase [ubiquinone] 1 beta subcomplex subunit 2, mitochondrial. The transcript has 3 exons. Bases 94 to 387 code for a protein of 97 amino acids. The record is from RefSeq and is a predicted model, not a curated record. Gene Ontology annotation, cellular component: mitochondrial inner membrane. Lineage: Eukaryota; Metazoa; Mollusca; Gastropoda; Aplysiida; Aplysiidae.
UUUUCCUGGUGAGCGAAUCCGUCGAUCGACCUUCACUGCUUUAGAUCUACUUUCGCAUCACAACAAGCUUGUACCAAGACUUGUACAGCUAAAAUGUCAGUUGUGCUUGGUAAGCUACGUCCCCUAGCCGCUCUUCUGCGGAAUAGAGGGCAGCUACCUGUUCUGAGCUCAACCCGGAGGAACGCUGCAACUCUGUAUCGAGCCCAUCUGGUCAAAGAUCCGCCUGCCAUUCACUAUGUUGGUGAAGCAAUGAGCUUCUUUUUGUGGUACUGGAUCCUGUAUCACUGCUAUUUUGAGUUUGAUCAUUUAGUGCCAGACCAUGUUUAUCCUGACCCGUCAAAGUUCACAGACGAAGAGCUUGGAAUACCUCCUGAUGAUGAAGAGUAACCAGUGGCAGCGUUUAGGCUAACUGUACAUUUAUUACAUGAAAAAUUACUUGUUCGAAUGUGUGCGCAUGUGGACGCUUUCUUUUGACAUUGUAGGGACAGGUUGUGUGUGGAAGAUCUCCAAGAGGUAUGAUGCUAGAUUUACCAGACCUAUAAUGUUCUUGAUUCUUUUACCAGUAGUGUUACGGAAUAUUCACUUUUCAGUGUAGCUGUUAUUGGAGUCUUGCCUUUGGAUCCUGGGAAAGUUACCUUAGUGAAUUCUCAGGACUGACAUUUUCUGGUACUCAGACCAGUGAUAUUGAUAGGUACUGGUACAUAGGUAAGCCCUACUGUGCUUCACACUGAAGUUAAAGAACAGAUAACGACAGGAUUAAAAGGUUACCAUAUAUUUGUAGCAUUGUUGUCUUGUGUGUUUGCUUAGCAAGUAAGCAAGUUGCUCUCUUAUGACAGUCUUUCUUACUUGCUGUGGUGUUUUAUAUUGUCACAUGGAAGGCUGAAAAGUUGGUGAUAUGUGAAAGUAUGCCAUGAUUAAUUACUGAUGGAAUACAUAUGCUGAUAAACUUA